Molecule: messenger RNA, 996 nt
Organism: Naegleria fowleri
Lineage: Eukaryota; Heterolobosea; Eutetramitea; Acrasida; Naegleriidae
Exons: 1
Coding region: 1-996 (331 amino acids)
Source: RefSeq, a predicted model, not a curated record
AUGGGAAGCUGCGCUAGUCUAUGCUCAAACUCUGUAACCAACGAUUCAUCUCAAACGGAAUUGCCCCACCAAACAAUGUCUCCAUUCAUCAUCAUGGAAUACAAUUCUGUAGUGUCUAAGGGUCAAUCAGCUGAAUCAUCCCCUAAAGGGGAUACAAAGCAUACUACAAGUGAGGAGAGUCUUUCUCACAUUUCAGGGUCAUCUUCCUCAGAAUUCAGUCUUUCUUUUUCAUGUACUUGUACAUUGAGCUCUUCCUCUCACGAAAAGCCUCAUGAGAGAAAAGGAGUUGAAAGAGUCCAAAAGAAACCAGUCACCAUCAGAAACCAAUCCAUUCCAUUCAUUCUCGUCAACGAGGUACACUCAAUAGUUUUAAAAAAAAUGCCUAAAGUCGAUCUCACGUUUUGUCUUGAAAAUAUCAAUGCCAGCGAACCUUUCCCUUUCCAAUUGUCAGUAAUCACGUCAUCAGGAGAAGAAAGUGUUGUUGUCAAAGCCACACAAGAUAUCACUACCAUGGAACGUCACGUUGCCAAACAAGUUGAUGUGUCUUCUCUCAGCAAAGUCAAUGUGAGAAUUUUAAUUCCAAUUAGAGGUAUUGAUACGAUUCAACCUUUCAAUGUUGAAAAAGAGGGACCAUACAUACUCAUUAAACGUGAAGAAGGCAAAGGUCUUCAAAUUGUUCAAAGAAAAGCUGAUGACAAAUUUGGAACAACACAAGUUGUGAAAACAACAACAGGGGCUACCGAAUCUCAAUCUACUCAUCGAGCAGGAUUUGUUGUCGAUCCACAAACUGGACAAAAACGAUACCUUUCAAAAUCUAAUCCACAAACUACCACAUACUCUGUGCCUUCCUCCAGCACAGACACAUCAAAUCAAACAACAACUGAAAAAUCAGGAGAUGUCUAUGCUCAGCUUGAAAAAUUAGGUCAAUUACGGGAUCGUGGAAUUCUUUCAGAAAGUGAAUUUCAACAACAAAAGAAGAAACUUCUUGGUUUGUAA